CACAUGUCCAAACCGAACCCAACCCAUCACACUGCAUACUAUCUAUCCCCUACCACCAAACCUACAACCAGCACAACCACACCCACAACCCUCAUCCCCUCAGAAAAGCAAUACAUCCAUCUACCCCUAUUUAAAAACCCAACCCCACCAACCUCCCCUUCCCCAGCCCCAAAUCCCAAAUCCCAAACCCCCAGGCAGACACCAACAUGUGAUCCUUCCAACCCCAGAAGGAUCCAUCCAUCGUUCAAUAGACACAAUCCUCGGCCAUCGACCAUCGGCCGCGGUUCUCCGUCCCCGGGCUACUAACGUACCUAUAAGACAAGAAACUAAGGUCUGCACCCCGCAGGCUACAUCCCGCAGCCCGCAAUCCGGCAAAGGAAGGGACUAGUAGCCGGAAGCUGUGGCCAACAGGAGGGGAGUAUCGGGUGUUAGGUUUGUUAGGUUCCGGGGGGAUUCCGUUGUCGUAAGGCGAUGAGUGGGUAGGCAUUUAGGUCUGAGGAUUGGGGUAGUAUUAGUGACUGACUGCCUAUUGGGAUUGGGAUUGGGUUUGAGUGGGGAUGGGGGAAGUGCCGAUGCUACCUUACGCUAGGUACAUGUGCUUAUUGCUUACGGAGUAUGGCGGAUAGAACUGGGGUAGGUACUUAUUAGGUACUAGGUACUUGUUUGCUAUGGG
Messenger RNA from Aspergillus sclerotioniger CBS 115572, 673 nucleotides. RefSeq lists its product as uncharacterized. The transcript has a single exon. NCBI's taxonomy places the organism in Eukaryota, Fungi, Ascomycota, Eurotiomycetes, Eurotiales, Aspergillaceae. The record is from RefSeq and is a predicted model, not a curated record. The coding region runs from base 4 to 306 and encodes 100 amino acids.